AUGACUUCAGAUAUUUCUGUGUCACUCACUGGAGACAAGGAUGUUCUCUGGAAAUCUUGUUUUGAAAUGGAUCAUGAAAUGAUGAUCACAGUCCCAGGUCGUCGUAUGUUCCCCUUAUUGGAAUAUGAGGUAAAGGGAUUGGAUCCAUUGAAGAUAUAUUCAAUGAGCGCUCAUUUCGAGUUGGUCGACGAGAUGAAGUAUAGAUUCGUCGGUGGAAACUGGACACAAUCUCCAUCAACAGAGGAGAAAGGAGAUCCAAGGAUUGUAUUUCAUCGAAAUGGUCCACAACUUGGUCAGAAUUGGAUGGAUCAGCCACUCAGUUUCGAUCAAAUAAGAAUCACUAAUCGCAAAUCAAAUGAGAGAAUCAACGGACCUUCAUUCGUUCACCUCUUCACUCAACACCGAUACAUCCCGGUCUUGACAAUUUACGAGGGAGAUCAAAUCGUUCACAUCUCAAAGAUUGACUACACUUCAUUCAUCACUGUGACAGCAUAUCAUGGUAAUGGACUCAAUCAAUUCAAGACGAACACCAAUCCAUACGCAACUGGAAGUCGUCAGGAUCGUCGUCAGAAGCGUGAAGCGGAGAGCAGUUCUCUAUCUGCGAAGAGAAUGAGAAAGGUGUCAGAACCAUCCACAUCUUAUUCACCAGUUCCCAUUUUCCCAUUUCUACCAAUGCUCCCAUGUAUUCUCCCACAACAGCAUUUUCUCCGACAGUAUCAGUUCUUGUCCCUAAUGGGAAUCCCCCUUCAACAACAGCCAAUGGACAUGAAUCAAUUCUUCUCAACACUCCACAUAACUCCACCAAUCACUCCAGAAGCAUCGACUCAAGUUGAGAGUUGUCCAGUCAGGGAUGAGCAAGUUGAGCCAACUAUUGAUAUCUAA
This is a messenger RNA of Caenorhabditis remanei, 882 nucleotides long. RefSeq lists its product as uncharacterized. Gene Ontology annotation, cellular component: nucleus. Gene Ontology annotation, molecular function: DNA-binding transcription factor activity, RNA polymerase II-specific; RNA polymerase II cis-regulatory region sequence-specific DNA binding. Lineage: Eukaryota; Metazoa; Nematoda; Chromadorea; Rhabditida; Rhabditidae. The transcript is spliced from 3 exons. The coding region runs from base 1 to 882 and encodes 293 amino acids. The record is from RefSeq and is a predicted model, not a curated record. Gene Ontology annotation, biological process: cell fate specification; positive regulation of DNA-templated transcription; regulation of transcription by RNA polymerase II.